Closterium sp. NIES-65 is the source of this 849-nucleotide messenger RNA. NCBI's taxonomy places the organism in Eukaryota, Viridiplantae, Streptophyta, Zygnematophyceae, Desmidiales, Closteriaceae. The record is from the annotation of a GenBank genome assembly.
AUGCUACCGUUUCUCUUCCCUGACCUCGCUUCCUUUCCCACUGUCGCUGACCUCGUUACCCACCUCCGUGCUAGUGACACCCGCUACCGCGCUGCCCUUCCUGCUGAGUUCCGCGAUGCGAACCCUCCUCCCAUGUACAUCACUCUCUACUUUCUCGUCACCCGUCUCCCUGAGUCCCUUCGUGUCGUUAGGGACCAGUUUCUCUCUGUCUGUCCCACCACUCUCACUGUCGACCUCCUUGAGGAGUCCCUGCUAGCGGCUGAGAAGAGUAUUGUCGCUGUAGGGGCCUCUCGGGGUGACCCUCGCACCCCUAUCUUUGAGGGGUGUGGUCCUUCCCCCCUGCUGCCCUCUGUCGCCUCUGCCGCUGCGGCCGACCUCACUGGUUUUGAGUCGGUCGGCGCGGCGUCUGCCCCCAGCGGCAGACGCCGCGCUGGCAAGGGCAAGGGGGGCAAGGGAGCGGGUGGAGCUAGAGGGGGCGGUGGAGGAGGCGGUGGGGGUGGCGGGGGGAGUGGGGGUGGCGGUGGGGGUGGUGGCGGGAGUGGAGGUACUGGUGGCGGCGGUGGAGGCGGAGGUGGCGGCGGAGGUGGUAGCGGAGGAGGCGGUGGGAGCGGUGGGAGCGACGGUCCUGGUGGGGGAGGUGGAGGUGGAGACGGGGGUGGCGGUGGAGGCGGGGGUGGCAGUGGAGGCGGGGGUCGGAGUGGCUCGUCCCAGCGGAGCAGCUCCGGGGGUGGUCAGCGCCAGCAGCAGCAGCAGCAGCAGCCGCAGCAGCAGCCACAGCAGCAGCAGCGCUCUCGCACCGGGAGAGGUGUGGAGGCGCCCACACUGCCCGCCGCUGCUUUGGCCGCCUGA